Xyrauchen texanus (razorback sucker) is the source of this 2002-nucleotide messenger RNA. Its product is annotated as gap junction beta-1 protein-like. Gene Ontology annotation, cellular component: connexin complex. Gene Ontology annotation, biological process: cell communication. Lineage: Eukaryota; Metazoa; Chordata; Actinopteri; Cypriniformes; Catostomidae. The transcript is spliced from 3 exons. Bases 37 to 993 code for a protein of 318 amino acids. The record is from RefSeq and is a predicted model, not a curated record.
UGCAAAGGGCAUGGUGAUCUUCAGCGAGGCCUCUGGAUGAUUCUUGGACAUGCUUGCUCACUAUCACAGCUGAAGUGUCCAAAUGCCAAGAAUACAGACGGCUGUUCAUCACUUUUGGUCCUGUUACAGCGUCAGCUGCUUCAUCUGUCAGUUUUGGACUCAAUCAUGAAUUGGGCAUCGUUUUAUGCCGUUAUAAGUGGCGUGAACAGGCAUUCGACGGGCAUCGGGCGCAUCUGGCUCUCAGUCAUCUUCAUCUUCCGGAUCCUGGUGCUGGUGGUGGCGGCUGAAAGCGUGUGGGGUGACGAAAAGUCCAGCUUUACCUGCAACACCCAACAGCCUGGCUGCAACAGCGUCUGCUAUGACCAGUUCUUCCCCAUCUCUCACAUCCGCCUCUGGUCUCUGCAGCUCAUCCUGGUGUCCACACCCGCACUACUGGUCGCCAUGCACGUAGCUCAUCGCCGGCACGUCGAGAGGAAGAUCCUGAAAAUGUCCGGAAGGGGGAACACAAAGGACUUUGAGUCCAUCAAGACUCAGAAGUUCAAGAUUGCAGGUUCUCUUUGGUGGACUUACAUGAUCAGCAUUCUAUUCCGCAUAAUUUUCGAGGCCGUUUUCUUGUAUGUCUUCUACAUGAUCUACCCAGACAUCAAGAUGGUGCGUCUCGUAAAGUGCGACUCCUACCCCUGCCCGAAUACGGUGGACUGUUUUGUGUCUCGCCCAACAGAAAAGACUAUCUUCACUGUCUUCAUGCUGACGGUGUCUGGAGUGUGUGUCUUGUUGAACGUUGCAGAGGUGGUGUAUUUAAUAGGCCGUGCGUGUGUCAGAUACUUUCAGGGUGCAGGAGGGGAAUCCAAAGGACCUUGGCUCUCUCAAAAACUGGCAUCCUACAAGCAGAAUGAAAUUAAUCAGCUGAUAUCAGAGCACUCAUUUAAGCCCAGAUUUAACGUUGGCCGAAAACCGGUCACUGAUAAGAGCGAGCGCUGCUCUGCUUUCUAGACUCUUCAAGACCAUUUGAUGGUCUCAAACAGGGCCGUUUCUAGAACAAGUCUAUGCGGUCAAUGAAUAGGCCAAACCCCCCCUACACUUGCCAACAGGGAUCUUUCCUAGGGUUGGGGGGCUCCAAUGAGGCACCCCACCUGGCAGCGAGUAGGGAUAUUGCAAAUGACGGCAAAAUAGCUAGAAAUGGCCAAGGUCUCAACCAACUAUCGAUAACCCAUGGAAUGUGGAUGUCAGUAAUCUUAUUAAUCUGUCUUCAUUGAUUUAUUUGAUUCAUUCAUUCAUUUAGGGGACACUACAGGUGAUAAGUGAUCAUGGGCAGAUAAAUGCUGGAGAACUGUCACCUUUUACACAUUCAAAAUGGUGCAAACAUUUGUCUUCUCCCAAAGAGAUUGGAGGACUAACAGUAUGAUCUCACUAGACUUUGUGUUUUAUUAACUUCCAUUCAUGCACAUGCGAAUACAAAACAUACACUGGCCCCCAAAAGUAUGUGGACACUUCAGUCACACGUAUAAAUAAUUCAGUCAUUGCAUUACAUACCAAAAUAUCAAAACAAGUGUGAUCUGUGUAUCAAGUGCUGCUGGAUGUUUUCUCAAAACUAACUUUUCUGAGUGAUUCUUACUCAAUGUCUUUUAAUCAACUGGUGUUGUGGUGAUUUUUAGUAGAUGUAUGAAGUUCACACAGGUGUCCCAGAAGAGGGACCACAGGUGGAGUUCAACACACUCACUAUGGACAUCUGAGGCCAAAUAUUUUUUAUUUAUUUUGAUCUAUUGCUUUAUCAUUUCACACCUAACAAACUUUUUUUGUGAAAUGUUUUCUUUGAAAAGUGUACUUGUGCUAUUUUACUUGAAAAAUAAAUGCCACUUGGUUUGAUAUUUUGCAAAGCAAAGACAUUUGUAAAAUGUUAGCAUUGCGGGUCCACUGUGUAUAUGUUUAUCUUACACUGCGCACCAAAGUUCAAGUUUAUUAAACUCUGACCUGCUAAUUCAUAUAAGAGUUUGACCAUUAG